GAUGUGCAUGACUUAGCUUACAUUGGUCCAGCUGUAGCUGCGGAGCAGUUGACACAAAAACUAAAGGAAUAUGGAUAUAAAGAUGAUGUCAGUAUUCUAGAUCUCGGCUGUGGUACUGGUUUAGCUGGAGAACAAUUACACAAGCGUGGUUAUAAAAAUGUAGAUGGCUUAGAUCUCAGUCAGGAACUGCUGAAGGUCGCCCAAGCAAAAGGCACUUAUAGGUAAUGAAUGUACACAUAUAAAGGUGGCACGAUAUAUAAUUAAUCCUCACAAAAUGCAAGAAUUGCGAAAAUAAAACUUUGUGCUAUAAUGAACACACCUUCGUGACAAUUUAAAUGCGCAGGAAUAUUAAGGAAAUAACUUCCAAACUGACCUGACGUGGCGAGUUGCCAUCUCUAUCUCGUGCCACAGCAUGUGUUCUAAAGUAUGUUGCAUGUCAAUUGCUAGCUCCUCGUUAAAAAAUAUUUUGUCAGGUGAAUUACGUUCAAAUUUUAAAUUCGGUAUUGUAUUGCAUAAGACUUUCAUGAUACCAAAAACUAAAAUAUUGUGUAAUGUCAAACAAAUUUAUCGAAGAAAUCGACCAACCUCGUUUCCAGGCUCUUACCGCUUGUGGAGGAAAGACCAUGCAGUCAUGCUAGGACCUGGUUGCAUGAUCUGCUGAACUCUAGCGGAUUGGUAAUUAACUAUCUUGGGAUUUCUUUAAAGUCAAAUCAAAUCAGACUAGCUUGCAAAACAAAAUGUAAGUUAUCAAUUAAAAUAUAAAUAUCAAAUAUUUAUCCGAAUAUCAUCAGCAUCAAUUAAAAGUCUGCCAGAUUUUAGAAGAUUACGCGACCAACUCCUAUAACCAGGAUCUUUCCUCCACAAGAGAUAAGAGCCUGGAAACGAGGUUGGAAAUGGACAUUUUUGGUCAAUGCUCGAGACACAGAAUAAAGAUUAGUAACAGAAGGGCCACUCAGCGGUGCAACGUGGUUUUUUAUGCAAAAAUAUGCAGUUUACUGGCCAGAAGGCGGAGCAGCCAGCCAGUACAGCGUGUAUAUUGGCUAGAAAAUGUCAUUGGCUGGCUAGGAAAAUGGCGGCCAACAUGCGUAAUGCGACAUGCGCGAGGACAGAAACUUUAAAGCUUCCGACGUUAAGUGGCCCUUCUAUAUGGAUCUUUAUUCUAUGCUCUUGGUAAAAUAACGCACGAACAAGAAUUGAGGGACGCCGUAUUUCUUUACUACGCAUUUGUUUCACCAUAACAACGAAACUAUGUGUUACUAAAUCGAACGUAGUUUUAAAGAAGAAACAUUGAAACAUAUGAUCAUCCCAAUAUCGGCUGCAUAAAGCUACAAAUACGAAGCUUGGCAACCAAAAUGUUCUUUUUAAGUCCAGCCACCUUAAAUGUCAACAUUGGGAGAAGCACAAUCACCGUCUUAGGAUUAGGAUGAAUUACCGUGACUUGAUUUGCAUGAUGUGCAUUAGCAUCGUAAUGUAUCAGGGUAACUAGGAUUAGCUUGGUUACGAAUGUGAGGAAUUGGGGAUGGGUGAAGAAUUGGCUUUGUGGUUAUAGGUUAGGGGCGGAAUAAAUAGGGGGAAGGGCGACAAAAAUUUUCCAAACCUUGCUGGAAAUUGUCCGACAUUAUCAUUGUUAGAUAAAUAGAAAGUGAAUAGAAGGAGCAACAUUGGACGCGCAGAAAUAAAGUCAAGCAAUAAAGAAAAAUAUAGGACUGAUUUAUAACAUCAAAAACUGCUCACGCAUGCACUAUAAUUAAAUUUAGCAAAACAAAUUUCAAUAUGUCGUCCUAUUUUUGCGACUGAAUAUCUAAAUAUUAUUAUCACAACAAAAUACACUUUCCCAAGCGACUUAGGCCUAGCAAAUUUGCUCGAUUUUUAAACAAAUUCAAAUCUGACCGACUAAAUACUGACUCGCCCAGGAGGGUGGGGGGAGUGUAAUUACGGUAAUAGCCUACGGAACUUAAAUUCUGAUUGAAAGUUUAAUGUAAAUGACAUUCUAUAUCAUAAAAUCUAAAUAGUAGCAGCCCUCCGGAACAAAGCUGCAAAUAUGAGUUACAGAAAAUUCCAAAUUAGCGGCCUUCCCGAGAGCCAUGGCGCGCGUUAGUAGCCGCAAUCCAUCGUAACGAUGGACCGAAAAUUUUGGAGCAAAUUUUCAAGCUUGCUACGUCGUUGGUUUAAUUUGUGAUUGUCAACAUGUAAAUUAAACCUAUACAGGUCACUACAGCAAGGACGUAUGGGAUUUGAUCAAUGCAAAGAUUUGGGUGUGGCUGCCGACCAAUACGACGCAGUUAUUUCUGUGGGCGUGUUUACUGCUGGUCACGUGAAAGGCAAGGGAUUGGAUGAUUUUGUUCACGUGGUGAAACCUGGAGGCUUGGCGAGUAUUGGUGUGAAUGGCAAUGCUGCAGACGAUCCUCGAUAUCAAUAUCAUGAAAAAAUGAACCAACUUUCUGUGGAGGGAAAAUGGAAACUGAUCUCGAAAUAUUACGAAUAG
This is a messenger RNA of Paramuricea clavata, 2485 nucleotides long. The record is from the annotation of a GenBank genome assembly. NCBI's taxonomy places the organism in Eukaryota, Metazoa, Cnidaria, Anthozoa, Malacalcyonacea, Plexauridae.